AUAAUAAGGCGGCGCUGUUUAUCCAAAGGAGAGGGGUUGGACAUCGGUACAAGACUUCUGUGCCAAACAUUUUUCCAUUUGCUCCCCUCUCAGUAAACCUACCAGCACUACCCAGCGUACCCUCACUGCGCUACCGACCAAGGUCAGCAACAGUGACCGCCAACGGGAGCUGUCAAUGCGGCAGCAGCCCUCCGAGGACCCCGGCAGGUCUAUAACCUGGGAUUUGGAUCAACAGGCUAAAUAAAGGACUGUCGCCGGACGGAUGGAUGAAAGCCCCGGAGUGGAGGAGUGAACGAGCUGAAGAGAAGUUAUUCUAACUUAAAGGCUGUGAGAACUACCUACGUGACACCAUGCUGAGAAACCCGGGGACCUAUGCGAACAAGAAAAGGAAGAAGCCCGCCCUCAAACAAAAGAAGGUCAGUGAGGGCAAUGCCGUGGUUAAAUCCAACCCGUCAAAGCGCCACCGGGAUCGGCUGAACGGGGAGCUUGACAGGCUGAUGGACCUGCUGCCGUUUCCUGAGGAGGUGCGCUCUCGCCUGGACAAACUGUCAGUCCUCCGUCUCAGCGUGGGAUAUCUGAGGGUUAAGAGCUUCUUCAAAGCCACCAUGAAGAACAGCAAAAGCAGCGUGAUGUUCCCUGGGCUGAACGGGCACAACAACAUGGACGCUACAGCCUUCUCUGAAGGCGACCUGCUGCUCCAGGCUCUGAACGGGUUCGUCAUGGUGGUCACGUCAGCUGGGUUAGUGUUCUACGCCUCCCCCACAAUCAAGGACUACCUGGGCUUCCACCAGUCAGACGUGGUGCAUCAGAGUGUGUUUGAUCUCAUCCACACUGAUGAUCGCAGCACGUUCAGAGAGCAGCUCCACUUUGCUCUGAACCCACCUGCUGCAGCCGAUGAGGAUGUCUUGCAGAGUUGUGGUAAUACAGUGAUGUACAAUCCGGAGCACCUCCCGCCGGAGAACUCUUCCUUCCUGGAGCGCAGCUUUGUGUGUCGCUUCCGCUGCCUGCUGGACAAUUCCUCGGGCUUUCUGGCUCUCAAGUUCCAGGGGCGACUGAAGUACCUCCACGGCCAGAGUCUGCUGAGGGACAACGGGGCAUGUCACAGACCUCAGCUGGCCCUGUUCGCCAUUGCCAUGCCCGUGCAGCCUCCGUCCAUCGUGGAGAUCAGAGCUAAAAUGCUCCUGUUUCAAACCAAGCACAAGCUGGACUUCACUCCCACAGGGAUCGAUAGCAGGGGGAAGAUCGUGCUGGGCUAUUCCGAGAUUGAGCUGUGCAUGAAAGGCUCCGGAUACCAGUUUAUCCACGCAGCUGACAUGAUGCACUGUGCCGACAACCACAUCCGCAUGCUUAAAACAGGAGAGACUGGGCUGACUGUGUUCAGGCUCCUCAGCAAACCGGGCAGCUGGGUGUGGGUGAAGUCCAAUGCCAAGAUGAUCUACAAAGGAGGGAGACCUGAAUUUAUCAUUGCAUAUCAGAAAGCUAUAAGUAACGCUGAGGGUGAGGAGUAUCUGCGCCAAAGGAGCCUGAAGCUUCCCUUCAGCUUCACCAAAGGAGAGGCCACCCUCUAUAACACCGGCCCCACCAUGGACAUCCCGCAACAUCAGUCCAAUAAAAUGUUCGGCAACAAUGACAUGAAGAAGGAUGUGGUGCCUGGCUCUUUGCUGGACUGCUUCUUGAGUCAGGAUGAAAGUCUUUACACCCAGACUGUGGAGACCCCACUACCUGUGGAUCAAGUGUUCAUGGACAGCAGGCCCCUGGUCAGCGUUGUCAGUGAUGCGUGGCAGGGGAACGAGGCAACGGUCACAACAAGUGAGCCUGUUGUGGUGAAAGAGGAGGCCAAGCAGUCCGUCAUGGCUGUGAUCGGCAGCUUUGAAAAAAUGGCGCAGAGUGGGGAUUUUUAUUCAGCUUUGCAAACACUGGAGGUGGAUAACGCCGAGCUCUUAGAGUGGGAAAAUGCUCUGAAGAGAUUAGGACAGGAGGAUUCACAGAGUAAGGUCAGCUCUGAUCUGGACAGCAUUGUCGCCAGCGAUGUAUUUGACUACAUCGACAGCAUUUUGUUCAAGGAGAAAGCCGAGGAUUGUCUGGACACCGUCCCUCCCAGCUGCCUCACCGCCAUCAGCAACCAUCAGCAGGAGCCCUUCACUCAGGCUGCCCACGUCUCAGCCUCUGAUCUCUGCGAGCCACAGUUAUUACAGGCACCCAGCCCUGAUUGCACUUACUCUCCGGUCAAUGGCCUCUACAUUCACCAACAGGAUGCGGUGACAUCAGGGCAAAGCGCCCAGACGCUCUCUCACCAGGGUCCCCAGCCUGACCCCAGCCUGCCUUCUCUUCAGCAGCUCCAGCUCCACGACAUCUUCAGCCCAUCUAUUGAGCUGCCUGAUCUCACUGUCCCUGACAUCUCAGCUGAUAAUUCUUUAGCUCCUUUUCAGUCCCAUGACCAAGCGUCUGUCACACACACGGGCUUCCGUCAGGACAUUUCUGGUCAAGUCCAGCAGUCCAACCAUCUUCUGCUACACCAAAACAGUUUGCAGGCACCUGUAAUGGCAGGAAGUUGUCACAUACAGAGCUCUGUUCCACAACCAAACAGUUCACCACCCACUGUUAUGGACAGUGUGCCACCACUGAUUCCUUGCCAAGACUUUACUUCCUCUAAUGCACCUAAUAUUCCCUUUCAGUUUUCCUCACCUCGCCUGCAGGAAAGUCUUCCAUUUGAAAAGCACAACCUUCCUCUUCAGCAGUGGCCACAGAGCCAGCAGCAAAAGCUGCUUCAUGCUAGCAUGAUGCAAAAUGGACACAAGACCAUGCCAGCACUGCAGAGCCAAAAUUCACAAAACCAAACCCGUGCUAGUUUUUUCCCGAGGAAUGGCACCAGACUGAAUGGCACACAGCAGGGAGGGCUGGCAGGUUACCAGGCAGCUGCACCCAGCAGCUGCAUGUUUUCUUCCAACCCAGCUGGACGAGACAUCCUGUCCAUCUCUGAGCCUUCAAGCCUCAAGGUGCCUGGCACGUCUUUGGAUCAGAGUCCUCCUCAAGGUUCCUGCUACUCCCAGUGGAACCACAGUGAGCCUGCGGUGGGCACAUCAGCCAUCAACCAGCAGAACCUCAGGUCUCUAAUUGUUCCUCCCAAUGUGCCUUCCUCAGAGCACUCACACAGCAUUCAGCACUACCUAGAAAGCAACAAGCACAUACAGCAGAACGAUAUGAGCCCCGCUGAGUGCAACAGAGCUUCCUUCACACUUUCUCUGAUGCAGCCACACACCUGAUGGGAUGGAGACACGCCUCCGUGUUGCUGCUGGUGCUACCGUUGCUGGAGAAGGACAAACCCCAGCAUAUCUUUGCCUGUAUCAGUGCUUAUCCACACAUCCACACACGUACACUUAUUAUUGUGUUUUAUAUCCCUCUGUAUCAGAUACGCUUUGUCCGGCCUCUGUUGUCUUUAAAAGCUGUUGCUUUAGUGAAGAUACACUAUGAUAAUAAUGAAGUAUGAAGCCGCAAGUGCAUUUACUAUGGUGGAGCUCGAACCAGGUAGAAGGUGAAUACAAACAGCCAAAGAUGUUAUUUAGAGCAAUGAUGUUUAAGUAUGUUCAUUCUGAUAAAGCUGGGAUGAAUUUCAAAUUUAUUAUAAAACAGCAUAAACGUCAGCGAGCAGUACCUUCCAAUAUGUAAUCUGGAUACUUUAAAUAAAACCCUUAAAGGGCUUGACUUGAGUGCAUAAACGUGAUGCUAGUUGUAUUUGUUUAACAAAAGGUCUGCACAUGUUCAGCACGUGUUAUUAUGUCAUACAUGUGUUUUUCUGUGUGCAGUGUAAAUGCACUUUGAUGGAGAGUAUGUUCCAGUAUGCAGAAAGAAGCGGCGAAGGUCACAAUCGUGCCAAAACGUAAAAAACAAGCAUUGCUGGACCAGUGUCGAUGUGGGUGUGGCUGUAUGGGGGUGGGGCCACGCACCGUGUGGAUUUGGCAAAAGACGGGAAUUUACACCCCGGGAAUGAGAAGCGUGUGACAUUAGAGUCGCUGUAACUGUAAGUUCAAGUAGAAACGUGUAUCACUGCAGACUCCUCGGAGGACCACAAAGUGUUACAAACCUGUGGGAGUUGCACACCUGGCCAACAGGUAGUGAACAACUUAAAAGUUUUAAAGAUAGUUUUAGGUAUUUCUUAGACUCACACCUCAUUAAUAGAAUGGACUUCUGACCUGGUUCAAAGGAUGUGCUACCUGAAUUUUACUGCAGUUCAUUCAUACAUGCUUUAUGAGACGCGCUCAGCUGGAUAUGCAGCAGCUUUCCUCCCCUUUCCAUUAUUGUGAUGUAGCAUAGACAAUAAACACAUUAAAACUGAGCCAUAUCCAGUAUAACCCUAUAGAUUCUCUGUGCCUUCUCACUGAACAGGCAGCUGAAAUCAUCUCUUAUCUAUUUUUAUUUUUUGCCUUGUUGUAGAAAGCAGAUCAAAUCAAAUACAUUUUCCUGGUUGUUGUCCUGGAAGUUCUUCAGUGGUUCAAGGGAAGCCGUGUCUAUAGGAGAUACAGUAUCUAACAAGGUUGAUCUUUAAGUGCAUCCAGCGUUCAGUUCAAGUAUUCACACAAUGCAAACCAGGGAAACUAAAAUGAAAAUGUGCCAGGAAGAGUGUUUUCAGUGAAACGUGGAGAUGUUUACUGUUUCGUCGACUUUGUUCCUUCUUUUAUUUGAUUCUGUUCAUCAGAUGCAUCUAUAAUAUAUUUACACUACAUGAAACAUCAUCUCCAUUCACCUGAGCAGCAACAGCAUGAACAAGGCAGCUUCUUCUUAUUCCUGCUGCACAGCAGGAAUCUGUCAUGUUUAUAUUUGGAAGUGAGUUUUAAUGCAGUGUUUAAAUAUGAAAAGCGUACAAUGUUAAUUGAAAGCGUACUAAAAGUCUGUGUAGUAGGGCCUUUCUCUUUCCUGUGUCCUGUGUUGUGUCGAAUGGGCGGCGAUGAAAACAUUCACUCCCAGCGUGAAGCACUGACUGUGGAGACCGAGGACCUUGAGCCCACGAGAGGCCUGUGAUGCUGGACUUUGAUGCGGACUGUAGCCACUAUGAAACACCUGGAGCCACAUGUUUGGCUCACAGUCGUGCUGGAGUUUUGACCUUUUAUGCCUGUGCCUUGACCUUCUUUGUAAAACCAAUCAAUGUAAUCUACUUUCAUUUUGUCAUACUAUAUGUAAUGCAAGUUUAACAAAUAAUUACCUUUUGUCUAAUGUCCAUAAAUAUGUGUGCAAGUACGAACAUUGUGUUCAGCUUAUUUACAACUGUUUUAUCUCAUUGUCCUUUAAGCCACGUAUCAGAGGUUGAAGGCUUGAACAGCAAGUGGGUUGAGUUUUUGUGUUUUCACACCCACAGCUGUGUGCCUGGGAUCAGCUAGUUAGCAUAUUGGGGUUCUGUGCAAUCACAUAAAGUCGUCUUAAGCCUGACGUCUUGGCUCAUGGACAAAUUUUGGCCACGUUUAA
Messenger RNA from Pelmatolapia mariae (spotted tilapia), 5457 nucleotides. RefSeq names its product aryl hydrocarbon receptor-like. Gene Ontology annotation, biological process: response to xenobiotic stimulus; regulation of transcription by RNA polymerase II; xenobiotic metabolic process. NCBI's taxonomy places the organism in Eukaryota, Metazoa, Chordata, Actinopteri, Cichliformes, Cichlidae. The record is from RefSeq and is a predicted model, not a curated record. Bases 351 to 3263 code for a protein of 970 amino acids. Gene Ontology annotation, cellular component: nucleus; aryl hydrocarbon receptor complex. The transcript has 11 exons. Gene Ontology annotation, molecular function: protein dimerization activity; nuclear receptor activity; transcription cis-regulatory region binding.